Histoplasma mississippiense is the source of this 4011-nucleotide messenger RNA. RefSeq lists its product with no specific name. Gene Ontology annotation, molecular function: guanyl-nucleotide exchange factor activity. The transcript is spliced from 5 exons. Lineage: Eukaryota; Fungi; Ascomycota; Eurotiomycetes; Onygenales; Ajellomycetaceae. The coding region runs from base 1 to 4011 and encodes 1336 amino acids. The record is from RefSeq and is a predicted model, not a curated record.
AUGACCUCCAUUUCCACUUCCGUUGCGGGCCUACCCCUCGAGCAACUUACACUCUACCAUGCCGUGGAUCCUAUUCUCUCGUCAGUUCUCAUAUUCCACGGUCCUGUCGUAACAGCCAAUUCCACUGUUCGGAGCUCGCGUUUCCAAGCACACAUUAUCGCGCCUGGUGGGGUCCAGAGCUACCCUCGACUUACAAUAUCUCCAGCAGGCCCGCUUUAUGCUGCAGUCAACCACCUUCCACUAGACAAGCAAGGCGAUGAAAUUUGCAGAGGGUUAGCUGUUUGUCUUUUGAAAUAUUUUAGCGACCUCUCUGAGCCGGUCAGAUAUGUACUGCUAGGCACUGCGCGAUCUGGAAAUCUGGCCGCGCGAUUGCCAAACGCCUUCGACGAAUUUCAUGCUGCGGAGUUAGCGAAUAAAAUGGCGAAGGUAGAGGACCCUACAGAUGCCAUCCGCGAUCUCAGAGACGCAUAUAGUGACAGAAUUGUCCCAUGGAUUGAUGUGGAUCUUGUUUUACCCCCUGGUGCCAUCGCAAUCGCCAAUGGUUCCCGCAAUUCCGACGUUGAAGUCGAAUCCCAAGGAGAUCUCACGAGCCAAUAUGGAAAGUAUAGUUCACUGGUUGAAAAUCUUGGCGACCCGGUAUUCUUACCUAGUUCGAAACUGCGGCGAGCCCCUUCUCAACCCUUAAACGCGAGAAAAUCAAAAUUGUUCUCUGCCGCCCAAAAAGAGGCUCUCCGAUUAGCCAUGUGUGAAGCUGUAGAUACUGAGGAAAGAUACGUUGGAAAAAUGUACGACUUGGUACAUAAUAUCAUUCAAAGAUUUUCCCAGAAAGCUGCCGAUAAGCCACCAACAAGUACAAGCCCUGAUGAGACUGCACUGAAGCAGCUUUUUCCUCCCUGCCUGAAAGAAAUCCUUGAGGUUAACAUGGGGUUCUUGGCCGAAAUCCGCGAGAUACUCGAACAGACGGAGAAAGAUGCUCUUGAAGAUCUGUCAGGAGACACGCACAUCGACUCGUCGUCAUUUCGCAGGGACGCUGCAGGAAGGAGAAGUGAUCCCAUAGGCAUUAUCAAGUUUGCCCAUGCCCUCCUAGAAUGGUUCCCAAAAUUCUCCAACCCAUAUGGAGAUUACAUGCACGCUCACCAUGGCUUCUCUCAAACUUUGAGUUCCUUUCUCAAUGAUAACCAAUCAAGUUUCUCUAAGAGAGUAUACGAGACUGGAGAGCAGAAGAUGCGCUCAGUAUUAAUGGAACCCGUUCAGCGCCUCCCUAGAUAUAGCCUUCUUAUCGAUGCUAUGACUAGUGCACUUCCCUCUGUCCACCCAGCUGUUAAAACACUCCUUAAGGCUCGCGAUAUUAUCACAGAAAUUUGCUCGCUAGAUUCACAUUCUGCAAAGGACAAUUCCCGAGAUCUGAAACGACUCCAGCGACUAGUUGAAGACUUUCCUGCCGCCAGCAUGCCUUCUGGAAGAUUGAUUACCGCGGUUGAUUUCUAUGACUUACCACCGCCUUAUCAUCUGCGCUCACCUAAAGAAAGUUUAGAUUCAGGGAUUCUGUUGCUUUAUGGAGACUACUUGAUCUUGCUAUCUAAAGCAUUUGAAAGCAGAAUGACCGCUCGUGGUCUUUAUGCUGAGCUCGACAAACCUCCUGUUGUCCCCUAUGAUGAGGGACCGGCGCCUUUCGAACUUAAAUUUUUACAAGCACUGCGGAUAACUAACCUCCGCUGCUCCCAAUCGAAUGAGCGUUCUCGCUCUGCAUCCGCGAUGCACGCUUUAGAACUCUUGUCAAACUAUGAGGGUAAAGCUGGGCGUUUGAUUGAAGAAAUCACCAAGGCCCGAAUCGAAGGACGGUUCUCAGAGGACUACAUUCUGGAGCACGCAAAAUCGGGGCGAGGAUUUAGACCUCCUUCCCCAUCUAAACUUCUAUCAAACUUUUGGAACGGCAGUCCGAAAGGCUCGUUACCACCUCCCAGAUCACUUUUUCCUGCCCCUAUUCUACGAGAAAUUCCGCAAAUCCUUCCUCCAGCAUUAGACCACUCCAAUACCCUGGCCACUCCUCCCAAAACGGGGAACGGCGGCACCCUAAUCGGAGAUGCUGGAAAGAUUCAGCUGGCUGCCGAAUCUCCAGUUGACGUUUUGUUUGUGGCAUUUGAAACCUUCAUGGCGAAUUCCUGGAACGAACAUAUUGGCCCCAUAAUUCCUCCAGACGCGUGGGAGCCCAUACAGUCCAAGUUUGAUUCAAUGUCUCCCGGAGGUUUUGAAAAUUAUUUCCACCAGUUCCUGACAGAAAUGAGUCCUCAGAAUCGCCGAGCUCUCACAGUGCUGGUGAAAUUGCUCGCUGAGCUGCUUGAUGCUUCUGGUAAUGAUGGUGAUCGCGGUGCUCUUACAGCAACUUUCUCUGAAAUUUUGACUGAUAAGGGAAACGCCAUGGAGCAUAUUUCGCUCCUUGAUCGUCUUGUCGAGGAUUUUGACCGGUUAUUUGAUGAAAGCAGCACUCCCGGUGCGCCGAUUGAAGGGAUUCUAUUAAAUGACCAUGCGAGCCCGUUUUCCAGGGCUCACUCUAUGAAUAACGGAUCGACAAACCAUGGGUCCAUAAGCUCGAACACAUCUUCUCUUCGAAAGAGGUUUGGCUUUGGGAGUACUCGAGACCGUGGUAAAUCAGAGAGCGAAGGAAAAGUUAGUUCUAUAAUUCGAACACUUAGCAAAUCCAAAGCACACGGAGAAACAGACUCUCAGCCAUCAAGUUUUUCAAAGGCAUCUAUUUUUCGAUCUAGAUCUAUCGACAUCGACUCGCGCUUAAACAGUUUGUUGCGACCUGUGUCACGGGAACGCCUUCUCGCACAUGGCAUUUUUUCUGCAUCCGCAGAGGAUCAGUCAUUACGCCCAAACAGUGCUCACAGCAAUGCUCCUACACUUGCAUCUAUUGGUGAGCAUCCCACCACGGAUAAACCUGUAACGAUAAGGAAAAAGAGGCGAAGCUCGUUGUCUGAUUUGAAAGCUUUGCCUGCCACAAAUGUUUCAACUUUGCUGCCUCCAAUUGAUUUGAGGCGCCCGCUUACUCCGGCUUCCCCUCCGAAUGCCACAACCUCACUGGAUCCUUCGUCUCCGCUUCAGCAGGCCGAUAAGACUGGACCGCAAACUUUGAAAAAGAUAGUUCCUGCAACUUCGUCUCCUUCACGACCCCUAGUAUCAUCUAGUAAAGAGAAUGCUCCCCCGACACCGAGAACUACGCUCGGGAAUAAAGUCUCAAAUAGAAAGUCAAACUCAGCCAUUCCACUCCCAGCUCAGCCCCAAAACGACGUUCGGAAGGCCUAUCCUUUAUUCCAUCUCCUAGAAAACAAUAUAUGCAAGGAUCGAGUUGUUUUACCCAACCCGACGGAUAUGUAUAACGGGAGACCUCAGUCAUCUUCAUCGAUUCCUCGAACCCCAAAACUGCGAAUGCAAAAUCCCCAAAAGUUACGCGAACGUCUUCAGAAUGAGAAAAAAGCUAUUGCAAGUGCGGAAUCUGCCAUAAAAGCUGAAAUUUCUUCGCUGGCAGAUGAAAUAUCUACCCCCAGACUCUCUCCGGUAAGGCGACGACCAGGAACUCCAAGAACGCUCGCGUCAUCCCCGCCGACUUCGAGCUCCACCACAACUCUCCACAGUCGUUCCCGUUCAAUCGAGGCCAAGGUUAAUACUCUGUUAUCAGAAUUGUCAUCAAGAACAAGUGCCCUCGAGAAAGAUAUUGAAGACUCGCUCCUUGUGAGCGAAAGGAGGGCUAAGAAACUUGACGAACUCUAUCGAGAAGCAAGCGCAGAGAACAGCGCCCUUUAUGAACGAUUCAAUGUUGAACUUAGUAAAGUAACUAAGGAAGUACGACUAGGGGCUGGUGAGGAGGCACUCAAAUCACAAUUGAAAGAAGCACUAGAUGAAGUGGCUAGGGUGAAAAAGGAGAAUUUGAGGUUAAAAAGGGAGAUUGGAGGGUUGAAAGCGCAGCAGCUUGGUUUUGUCAACGGGGAUGCACCAAAGGGCGAGGAAUGA